CCGGGGUGACAGAUCAGGCUGGGCCAGCAAAGGUCGGGGCAUUGGGAGCUCUGCUCUUUCCCCGAUUCUGGAAGUGGGAUUCUGGAAGUGGGAUUCCCACCCCCCCAGGUUAUUCUCAUGUUCUCCACAGCCUUUCACACCAGCUUUUUCUUCCCAAACAGGUCACCGUUUUCUUCCGAAACAGGUUACUACCGCUGGUGCAGCCUCACAGUUGUAGGGCCUAGGCUGCCUUAUCUGAAAUAGAAAUACACAGCCAAGGAAGAAAACCACUUUAAAUCUGCUGUGUUGAUAUUCAUAUGGAUGAAUCCAUAAUGUCCCAGGAAGACGUGUUUGCCAGUCACCCAAAUGUAAUAGCCCCAACUUGUGAAGGCAGCGCUUUCCAGAAGAAAGCGCACAGCAUAAGGACUCUUAGUGCUGAAGAAGCCGAGAAACUUGCAAGAGAUCAAACUUUAAUAUCUGACUUCAAACAAUCAAAACUGGAGAAAGAGGCCCAGAAGAACUGGGAUCUGUUUUACAAAAGGAAUAGCGCCAACUUCUUCAAAGACAGACACUGGACAACCAGAGAGUUUGAAGAGUUAAAAGCAUGCUGUGAGUUUAAAAAUCAGAAACUGACUAUUCUUGAAGCAGGCUGUGGGGUUGGGAACUGCUUGUUUCCACUUUUAGAAGAGGACUUCAAUAUCUUCGCUUAUGCUUGUGAUUUCUCACCAAGAGCUGUUGAAUAUGUGAAGAAAAACCCUUCAUAUAAUAUUGAGAGGUGUAAAGUCUUCCAGUGUGAUCUUACUAAAGAUGAGCUUCUAGAAAAUAUACCAGCAGAUUCUGUGGAUGUUGUCUUAUUAAUAUUUGUGCUUUCUGCCAUUCACCCUGACAAAAUGCAUCUGGUCUUGCAAAAUAUUUACAAGGUAUUAAAACCAGGCAAAUGUGUCUUGUUUAGAGACUAUGGGCUUUAUGAUCAUUCAAUGCUCAGGUUUAAAUCUGGCAGCAAGCUUGGAGACAACUUUUAUGUUAGACAAGAUGGAACACGAUCAUAUUUUUUUACUCAUGAGUUCUUGUCUCAGCUUUUUAUGGCUGAAGGAUAUGAGCAAGUGGUCAAUGAGUAUGUGCUGCGGGAAACAGUGAAUAGGAAAGAAGGCCUGUGUGUUCCAAGAAUUUUUCUUCAAAGUAAAUUUCGAAAACCUCUAAGUAAGCCAUGAGUUUUUGCUGAUCAGCAGCAGGACUGCUUCUGUAAACAAGCAGUUUGAGUGAGUUCUUAUAAAAUUAUAGAAUUUGGCUGGACUGUCCAGGAGUUUGGUAAACCAGAAAGAUGGAAUCAUGUUUUCUUGAACCUUUUGCUGGCUUUGUUCCUUGCAUAUGGCAUAUGAAGGUGACUAUGAGAAUACAAUUUGAAGAUGGUGUAUAAAUGUGUUUAUGAAUACAGGCAACUUGCCAGGCUUCCGGCAUUUCCGUUUCUAAAAUGAAUCCUGUUCAACAUUGUUGUAGGAUCACACAUUGUUUUUAAAAUGAAAGUGGUUUAACAGCUUUAUUCUUUUAAAAGGCGUUCUCCAGUUACGCUACAUAAGAUUUUAAAUUUCCUUUAAGAGAAGUUUAACUAUUGAGCAUUGAUGGACUGUCUUGUUAAACAGCUGUUUUUACUAGUCACAAGAAUGGAUUAGUUUUAUGUCCCUUUUUCACAUUAAAACUAUUCUAUAAGUAUCUUUUUAAUAUUUAAUUUUAUGAUAAGACAUUGAAAUUUUGGUUUAUUCUUCUGUAAAUGGAUAUAGGCCUUCUACCCAUAAAUGUUCAGAUUCAAGAAUAGAAGUGAGCUCUGUCAGUGUUUGAGGAAUUCUCAAAGUUCUAGCAACCUUUUAGCAAUAAAUGCUGUGACUUUUUUCUUAUGCCUAAGAUUGUCAGCAUUAGGAUAUGCUCAUACAUCUUAAGAUUUUAAAAAUAAACCCAAAUUACUUGAUAUUAAAUAAUC
Gavialis gangeticus (Gharial) is the source of this 1954-nucleotide messenger RNA. It is a transcript of the gene METTL6, whose product is annotated as methyltransferase like 6. The record is from RefSeq and is a predicted model, not a curated record. Bases 297 to 1190 code for a protein of 297 amino acids. The transcript is spliced from 6 exons. NCBI's taxonomy places the organism in Eukaryota, Metazoa, Chordata, Crocodylia, Gavialidae.